Nicotiana tabacum (common tobacco) is the source of this 570-nucleotide messenger RNA. RefSeq lists its product as uncharacterized. Gene Ontology annotation, biological process: DNA repair; telomere maintenance. Gene Ontology annotation, molecular function: DNA helicase activity. The record is from RefSeq and is a predicted model, not a curated record. NCBI's taxonomy places the organism in Eukaryota, Viridiplantae, Streptophyta, Magnoliopsida, Solanales, Solanaceae.
AUGGUUAUAGAGUGGGGGCUCAUGAUCGUUUCCUAUCACUUUGUUCCAGGAAACGCGGGGACUAUCUGUAUACGGUGGAAAUUGACGGCUCGAUUUCAUGGCAUCUUGAGGGUUUCCAGUAAUCGACUCCGAGAAUUCUCGAUAGUUCCACUUCGAGACAGUAUGAGUAGUGACCGGCCUCGAGGCAAUGAAAUUAACAGUCUCGGCAGAUCAGGGGGAAUGAUAGCAUUGGCAACGACAACAAAUGGAGUAGCCGCUUCAAUUUUGCCAGGAGGUCGUACAGCUCACUCUAGAUUUGACAUUCCCCUUCAAACAAAUGACUCAACCAUGACAAAUAUGUCAAAACAAAGUGGUGCUGUCAAAUUGAUCAAAAAGGCAAUAUUAGUAAUAUCGGAUGAAGCGUCUAUGGCUAGGCGGCAAAUGAUUGAAACAGUUUAUAGGAGCUUUAGAGAUAUAAUUGACAUCGAUAAACAUUUUGGUGAAAAAGUAAUAGUCUUUGGAGGAGAUUUUCAUCAGGUAUUACUAGUAGUUCAAAAUUCUACAAGAGCAGAAACUGUCAACCAAGCUUAG